AUGACCUCUAUAAUCGGUUUAGGAACAAGUGAAUGGUCAAACAAGCUUAUUGGGUCUGAUACCGCUACAGAUGAUUGUCUUUCAUUUCUACCCUCUUUUUAUAAUGAUAAAACAAUUAAAGAAUUAAAAUGGAAAGUGAUUAAUCAUGCAUUGAUAUCAGAUGAUGUACCAUUGCUAUAUGACCUUGGAAAAUCCAAAUGUGGAUUUGUAUCUAAUGAAAUACGGCAAAGGAGUUGGCAUAAAGUACUGACCAGUCAGUUAGCGUUACAACCCAGAACCAAUACAGAUGAUCUCAAUGUACCACAUUGUGAUGAGAAUCAGAUAGAACUUGAUGUUAAUAGAUCAUUUGGUUAUAUCUCAAAUGAAGAGAUAAGAAUAUCAAUGAAAAAAAUCUUAAAGGAAGAGAUAGUCCAUUUUUUCAGAUCAUACCCUAAAUUAAGAUAUUAUCAAGGUUAUCAUGAUGUCGUCUCUACAUUUCUCGUAGUAUUUUGUUACGACUCGAAACAUAAAAGUAUCAAGACGAAGCUAUCACAUCAAAUUAAACGUCGACUAUCUGAAUGUAUCCAAAUAUAUUCGUUAUUAUAUCUACGAGACUUUUUAAUGGAUUCCUUAGAUUUCCCAAUUGACCAAAUUGAUAUUAUUCCAUUUUUAAUUAAGAGUAAAGAUAUCACAUUGUAUCAAAAAUUACAAUUAGAUAAAAUCAAACCAUUUUUCGCCAUUGCAUCGAUAUUAACCAUAUUUUCUCAUGAUCUUAAACCUGAUAUCUCAGAUGAUAAUUGUAUCAUAUUUCAAAUAUUUGAUUUAGUGAUUUGUACACAUUCUAUGUACACACCAUUAAUUAUUUAUAGUAAUAUGAUUCUUGCCGUGAAAUCAAACUUAUAUGAGGAAUAUGAUAAAAAUUUGGAAAAUUUUGAGAAUGAAACCGAUUUAGUUCAUGGAAUUAUACAAAAAGUGCUAAUACAAUCAAUGCAAGAUAACACCAUAUCUACUAAAUUAUGGGCUAACGUCUUAACUACUACUCGUACUAGUUAUAUGAUAGCUAAGGAAACACAAAAGAAAAUAUACAAGAUGAUUAAUAAAGCUAGUCCAUUGAGAAACACAGGAAGUGGUAUGCAAUUAGUACGAAUCAUUGAUCAAAAUUAUAUUGGUAAACUUAUUGAUAAAGGGAUCUCAUUGAAUAAAGAAAACCAUAAAAGCUCAAGUGGUAACGAUUUAUUCGAAGAAUGGAAAUAUAGUAAACUCAUUAAAGCAUCACUAGUGAUAGGAGUAUGUUCAUUAGCGUUAGGUGCUUGCGAUCAUAAAAUGCAAUUGUCAUCACAUGUCUUUUCCACACCAAAUUUUGACACUAUCAAGUUCACAGACGUAGCAGGUUUACUAUCGGAAUCCUUUAAGGACAUAAAGAAUAUUAUAUAG
This is a messenger RNA of Maudiozyma saulgeensis, 1413 nucleotides long. The record is from the annotation of a GenBank genome assembly. NCBI's taxonomy places the organism in Eukaryota, Fungi, Ascomycota, Saccharomycetes, Saccharomycetales, Saccharomycetaceae.